AUGUCAAAUUUCUACGAAAUAUUAAAUCUUAACAAAGAUGCAAAUAUAGAGACUAUUAAACAAGCAUAUAAAUAUAAAUUAUUAAAUACACAUCCUGAUAAAACUGGUAAAACAGUGGAAAAUGAAAUUUCAAUGAUAAAAUUAGCAUAUAUGACAUUAAUAAACCCAACAACAAGAUUAAAAUAUGAUCAACAACUAAUAGAAACAACUAAAUUAAAUGGAUAUAAUAUGAAUGGAGGUGGUUUAGAUAUUUAUAAUUUAGAUGAUUUCAAAUAUGAAAAUAAUGAAUGGGUAAUAAAUUGUCCAAGAUGUGAUGCAAAUAAAAGCAUGAAAUUAACUGAAGAAGAUUUGGAAAAUGGAACAAGUGAUAAUGAAAGUGGAUAUGAUAUAAUAGUACAAUGUAAUAGUUGUAGUUUAUGGAUUCAAGUUAAAUAUUUUGAAGCAUCAGAAUCAGAAUCAGAACCAGAACUAGAUUCACUGUCUCCAAAUAACCAAUGUUUGAAUGAAAAUCCUUUAGCUGGUAAUUCUUUAUCAUUUCUAAAAGAUGAUCUGAUAUGA
Messenger RNA from Insectozyma verbasci, 558 nucleotides. The record is from the annotation of a GenBank genome assembly. NCBI's taxonomy places the organism in Eukaryota, Fungi, Ascomycota, Pichiomycetes, Serinales, Debaryomycetaceae.